UCAUGGCGCCUCUAUAUCAAAGAUCAUAUGAGGACAACUUUUGUCCUUCAGAGCCUUCAACAUUAUCUUGGACGAUCACUUUUCUUCUGUAGUGAACCGAAUCCUCCAUCUAUCUCUUCUGGCUUAAACUUACUUUUACUCCAACUUAUUACCCCUUUUUUAUUCCCUUCUUCUGGGCUUCUCUGGGCCUGCUUUCUGGCCCACAGACACUUUUUGUUUCUCUUUCCUCUUCUAUUUCCUUUCUUGAGAUAUAAUUUCGGCAGCUUCCCCCUCUUAUUAGGCCCUAAUGCGAUAGGUAGGUAGGUAGGUAUUUCACUAUGCUUCCCUUGAUCCUUGCUGGAUUUACUGGAUGCUUCGGUUUGCUAUUUUAUGCUUACCUGCCUUUAUUUGUUUAUUUUCCUUUAUAUUUUUCUUUUCUUUUUACUUUUCUUUUUCUACUUAUCACGAUGGCGCUCUUCGAACUGUAACACCCCCUUUUGUUAUCGUUAUAUCCUCACUCAUCUCCAGUGUUAUGUUUGAUGUAAUGUUUCUGGUCACCUGUUCUCACCCUUUUUUCCCUAUCAAAUCAUAUCAAUUCACGAAGCAGGCUUGGAAUAGGACGAAAUGUUUGAUGCGCGAAUGUUCCUCCUUGGCUUUGAUUUGCUUGUUAUGUCUUGUAUGGAUUGACUGUGUAGCUAGCCUGUUUUCCCUGUUUUUGACUUCAAGCUUGGUAGCAUUCCUGUUCAAUUCAUUGAUUGGUCAGAAUAGGAUAUUUAUUUAUUCCAGAUUAUUCUGUUGCGCGCACACAUGUACUACUACAGUCUACAAAUUGGUACUGUUGCCGAUUAGUAAAUAAAUCAUUCUGUUGUUGGGGGUGGACGCGGCGGCAUACACCGCUGGUGGAAUAUAACUCCGCAGACGGGGUGAUCUAAUCUAAACCUUCCGUUCACUACUUUUGUAUCCAG
Messenger RNA from Aspergillus piperis CBS 112811, 944 nucleotides. RefSeq lists its product as uncharacterized. The transcript has a single exon. The coding region runs from base 350 to 835 and encodes 161 amino acids. The record is from RefSeq and is a predicted model, not a curated record. Lineage: Eukaryota; Fungi; Ascomycota; Eurotiomycetes; Eurotiales; Aspergillaceae.